UGUCUCUGUAGUUCUUAUCUUUAGGUUUAGUAUAAAACGGUGAUAUUUAUGUACGGAGGAUUUCAACGGGGGGAGACAGUUAAUCUUGACUUUUAUUCCGUCGCCGCCAUUACACCACCGAAGAAGCACAUCCCGCCCUCCUUGUCGAGGCUUUUCUUCUUCUUCUCCUCGGGUUUAAAAAGGCAGUCAUGGAGACUUCGUCCGUGUACAUGUGCUUCCCUUGCUACCAGGAGUUUAACACUUUAGAAGAGGUCCUCAAACACCAGCUGACAUGCACGGCCGAGGAGGAACAACCAGCUUCAUCUGGAACUGACCCGCUUUCUGUCCCAGUGUUGCAAACACAGCAACAUGUGAUAAAUAUAUCCCAGGCAGUUGGAGUCCCACAGUCGGAAGUGUCACAGAUUGAAGUCCAUGCAGGACAUUCCUCUCUGCAGUCUGAGGAUGAAGACCUUGAUAAGCAAUCCUCGGACCAGCCCAGAAUCCUUUACCAGUGUGGAGAUUGUGAUGAACUUUUCAAGAGCCUCCAACAGUGGCAGUUUCACCGCAGAGAAGGGGUAUGCCAGCAGGAUCCUUCAAAGAGCAAGGAUAAGCUGGAUUCAAACGUAGACCCAGAGGCCAUAUCGGACCUGAGCGAAACGAUGCCUUUGUAUGAAGAUGGUUCCUCGUUUUCACACAAUGAAAGCCAUCAAGCAGAGUCAGUGGAUAAGCCUGCAGAUAAUAUAGAGGAGUCUGCAAAGGCCGCUUCCUCUCAGAGCACAGAAGCUGAGGUGGCAGCCUCUAAUCUGGAGGAUUCGUCUCCAAGGAGAAGGGGCUCUAACAAGAAGCCUAAACCUGAACCUGUGCUGCUGUGUGUGGAUUGUGGCUUAUGCUUUGGUCUGGUGUCUGAACUGGUGGCGCACCGUAAAACCCAACACGGCUUUGAGGAGGCUCUGCACCGCUGCUCUGUGUGUGGAGAAAGCUUCCUAAACACCACCCUCUUCCUCUAUCACCGCAAACAGCACCGGCAGAAGGGCGAGGAGAAGGUGGUUGUGGUUCCUGAAGUGGUGCCAGAGGAAGUUUAUACUCAGAGUAAUGGCACCACUGAGCACGAGGCUGCAGGUCUCGCCAGCAGUCCCUCCCCCACGUUCACACAGCCGGAGGUGUUCUUUUGCAUCAAAUGCGGGGAGAGCUGCAACGAUGAAGAGGGGCUGGUCAAGCAUCGGAAGGAGAAGCAUAACCUCAGUGAGCCGCUGCACACUUGCUCCACCUGUGGAAAAACCUUCAUGAACACCACUCGGUACUUGUACCAUCGGCGUGCGCACAGCUUCACAUCCGGGGAGAAGGCUCACAACAAUGAUGAAGCCGUGGCCACGGAACCCGAGGAGAACCCACAGAGCACAAAACGACUCAUGUCCCCCUCCACCUCCGGCGAUGAAUCAGGAUUACCGGCUUCAAAGAAAAACAGGCCCUCCUACAGGAUCGUCAGCGCUAGCGCGCUAAAAGGCAACAAAGGUUCGGGGAGUAAAGAUGAAGUGGAAGGAGGCCCUGCCGCUGACUCGGACAACACAAAUCUCCCCCCGCCUGCCAAGCUCUUACAGGACUGGGCCCGCACUCCGCUGCCCCACGUCUGCCCCUACUGCGGCAAAAAGUUCACACGCCGCGUCUUCCUCCGCACACACGUCUACAGCCACACCGGAGAAAAGCUCUUCACAUGCAAGGUGUGCACAAAGUCGUUCACCAAUUCCCAGAGCCUUCUGCGACACAGCAUGAGCCACACGGGGAACAAGCCGUUCUGCUGUGAUGUUUGUGGGAAAAACUUCUCGCAGUCGGCAACACUGAAGAGACACCAGCAGAUUCACUCAUCACUGCAACCCCGGCGCAAACGAGGACGCAAACCGGUUUGUGCUUUGGACAGUGAAGGAGCAGCUCAUCUUUUUGCCUGCCCCAACUGUCCUUCACGCUUCAGCACUGAAGAACAGCUCAACCAUCACAAACUGCUGCAUACGAGUCACCCGUUCCCUUGUCCAGAUUGCGGAGAGGCCUUUAAACGCCGGAAAGACUUGGACCUUCAUUCCCUCACUCAUCAAGACAAGCAGCCAGCCACAUGUCCUCACUGCGCAUCCCAGUUUAUCAACCAGUCUGUGCUGGAGAUCCACCUUCAGCGUUGUCCCACCACAGAGGAGGAGAGGAACGCGGGGCGUGGAAGAGGCCAGGGGCGAGGACGAAGCACAGGACAGAUUGAGUGCGACCUUUGUGGCCACCGUUGUAUGACACAGGAGGGCCUGGAUCUCCAUCGCUUAUCCCACACAGGCCAGACCCCUCUCAAAUGCCCCGUGAGGCCCUGCCGCCGCCGAUUUACCUCCAACAGUGCCCUGGAGGAGCAUGUGCUGGCGCACUUCCAAGGAACGCUCAGCAAGUCCAAAAACCGACCUCGCUUCCGCUGUGAGAUUUGCCACAAGGAAUUUGCCUACAAAUCCACCUUCAACGUUCACAUGAGGACGCAUACUGAUGAGCGGCCCUUUGAGUGCACCACAUGUGGGAAGCGCUUCCGCCAGCUGCCCCAUCUGCAAGACCACAUGCGAAUCCACAGCGGGGCGCGGCCCUUUUGCUGCUGGAUCUGUGGCAAGAGCUUCAGCGUGGCGGCGCGUCUCACCGAGCACGCCCGCACCCACAGCGGCGAGAAGCCGUACCCGUGCCCUCACUGCGCCGCCGCCUUCCGUUCGCGCCCCAACCUGGACAAACACCUUCGGCUUCACGGAGAGCUGCCGCUGUAUACCUCGGAGGACGCAGUGCAGGCGGCUGAGGCCGCGCAGGUCCAGAAGGUGCUGGAGGGGGCCAAGACGCUGUCGUCUUUGAGCGCCACGGCAGAGGUUGAAUCGGCAACAGUACAGACCAUAUAUGUGCUGCAAGGAGCUGAAGGGACCACUGAGACGGUCAUGAUCCCCUCGGAUCAGCUGGGCGGGAUAGAGGGAGCCUCACAGGUCGUCAUCCUGCCCUCCUCGGUCCUGGGAGCUCAGGGCAUCACUGUUCCCACCAUCACCAUGGAGGAUAGUGAAAUCACAAUGGUGGAGACGAGCCAGUCACCCCAACACACCAUCGAGUUUAUCGUAGAGGAAACGGUUUGAGGUCAACUAAAAACUGUCGUAUAGACGUGGACAUUUUAAUUUCAGUGAGUAGGUUCAUACCUCCUACAGCAAUCAUCUAGUUUCAGCAAGUGUCAUAUUUUAAUUAGUUGUGUUUCAAAUUUGUAAUGAUGAAUUUUUACAUGUUAAAUUGUGCAAGAAAGAAUUUUGUAGAUAUGCAAAAAAAAGGCAUUUGAUUUAUGAAGUCCUAAUCUGUGGAAAUCCUUUUUAUUUGAAAAUAGAUUUGUCAGCAUGAAACAUGCUCUGCUUCCCAAUAAAAAGCUCCAACUCCACA
Molecule: messenger RNA, 3396 nt
Organism: Oryzias latipes (Japanese medaka)
Lineage: Eukaryota; Metazoa; Chordata; Actinopteri; Beloniformes; Adrianichthyidae
Gene: znf574
Product: zinc finger protein 574
Biological process (GO): regulation of DNA-templated transcription
Molecular function (GO): DNA-binding transcription factor activity, RNA polymerase II-specific; RNA polymerase II cis-regulatory region sequence-specific DNA binding
Source: RefSeq, a predicted model, not a curated record